AUGUUCAACAAAGUUGUAAGUUCAUGCCUGUUGGUAGCGGUACCCGUGCUGUGCGCGGUUGGGUAUUGUAUAUACUUCGACCAUACUAGAAGAAAUCACCCAGAUUUCAAGAAAAACCUAAGAGAAAAACGUCAAAAGGCGAAAAAUCAAUCGAUCCGGACGAGCUUUUUAGCUGAGCAAAGACAAUUGUUGGAUACGGCUAAGUUACUAGCCCAACAACUUCAUAAAAAAGACAUGGCGGUAAAUAUAAAAUUUGCGGACGCUCUGUCCACAAUAUUUGCUUACCCUAGUAAUGAGAUACAAGAUGAGGCCAUACAAAUAUUUGGGCCUAUUCUGGAGAAGCACGCAGACGCCAUGGAAGUCUUAGAAGGUAUAGUGAAUAACAAAAGAAUAAAGCUUAUGAAGGAUCAUAAAGACCUUUACGCUUUACUCGAAGCUCAGGUAGUAACGAACUAA
Adelges cooleyi (spruce gall adelgid) is the source of this 456-nucleotide messenger RNA. RefSeq lists its product as uncharacterized. NCBI's taxonomy places the organism in Eukaryota, Metazoa, Arthropoda, Insecta, Hemiptera, Adelgidae. Gene Ontology annotation, molecular function: transmembrane protein transporter activity. Bases 1 to 456 code for a protein of 151 amino acids. The transcript has a single exon. Gene Ontology annotation, cellular component: mitochondrial outer membrane; mitochondrial outer membrane translocase complex. Gene Ontology annotation, biological process: tRNA import into mitochondrion; protein targeting; protein import into mitochondrial matrix. The record is from RefSeq and is a predicted model, not a curated record.